Meleagris gallopavo (turkey) is the source of this 5716-nucleotide messenger RNA. The record is from RefSeq and is a predicted model, not a curated record. Lineage: Eukaryota; Metazoa; Chordata; Aves; Galliformes; Phasianidae.
AUGCUGGGCGAGCCCGGGGAACGUCCCUCCGCCCCGGCGUCGCGGCCCCGCCGCCGUCAGCCCGAGCCCGGCGCUGCCCUCCGGCCCGAUAGCGGGCAGGGCUUCCCCCGCUCAGUGAACUUCAUCGCGGGGAUCCGCGCGUUACCCCGCAGAUGUUGUGAGCUCCCCGUGAUGCGCACUGGAGAAGGAGUGUUUUCUGAGAAAGUUGAGACCGGAGGUCUUAAACCUCUCUAUGCUAAGUCUGCAGAGAGAAUCUGCACAGCGUUGCUCUGGAUGUUCGAGCAGAACUGGGAAGGAAUUGUGGGCAAUUCUUUUGGAGCUAGUGGACGUGGGACCUACCGGGCAAUUUUUAGAGAUGUUCAAACAUUAACUCAGGAGAUGGGUGAUAGGAAACCAGAGGACAGUGUCCAUUUUCCGGAUACAGAAAGAGCAGAAUGGCUCAACAAGACUGUAAAACAAAUGUGGCCUUUUAUUUGCCAAUUUAUUGAGAAACUCUUUCGGGAGACCAUAGAACCAGCAGUAAGAGGAGCGAACAACCACCUCAGUACCUUCAGUUUUACAAAGAUUGAUAUUGGUCAUCAGCCUCUGAGGAUAAAUGGUGUAAAAGUGUACACUGAAAAUGUGGACAAAAGGCAGAUCAUUUUGGAUCUUCAGAUCAGUUUUGUUGGAAAUUGUGAAAUUGAUUUGGAGAUCAAGAGAUACUUCUGUAGAGCUGGUGUAAAAAGUAUACAGAUCCAUGGUACUAUGAGGGUUAUCCUGGAACCACUAAUUGGAGACAUGCCCCUAAUUGGUGCACUAUCACUUUUUUUCCUUAGGAAACCUCUUUUAGAAAUAAACUGGACUGGACUGACCAAUCUUCUCGAUGUUCCAGGGCUGAAUGGCUUAUCAGACACAAUAAUACUGGAUAUAAUAUCCAACUACCUGGUCCUUCCAAACAGAAUUACAGUCCCCCUCGUCAGCGAAGUGCAGAUCGCUCAGCUGCGGUUUCCUAUACCAAAGGGUGUUGUAAGGAUACAUUUUAUUGAAGCUCAGGACUUGGAAGGUAAAGAUACUUACCUAAAAGGGAUUGUCAAAGGCAAGUCAGAUCCUUAUGGAAUCAUUCGUGUGGGCAACCAGAUUUUCCAAAGCAAGGUCAUCAAAGAAAAUCUCAAUCCAAAAUGGAAUGAAGUUUAUGAGGCCUUAGUAUAUGAACAUCCAGGACAGGAGCUAGAGAUUGAGCUCUUUGAUGAAGAUCCAGAUAAAGAUGACUUCCUUGGAAGUUUGAUGAUAGAUUUAAUUGAGGUUGAAAAGGAGCGACUUUUAGAUGAGUGGUUUACUUUGGAUGAGGUGUCCAAAGGAAAACUGCAUUUAAAACUGGAAUGGCUCACAUUGAUGCCAACAGCAGAAAACCUAGACAAGGUAUUAACAAGCAUUAGAGCUGAUAAAGACCAAGCCAAUGAUGGGCUGUCUUCUGCAUUGCUUAUUCUCUACUUGGACUCAGCAAGAAACCUGCCCCAUAAUCCAUUAGAAUUUAAUCCUGAUGGCUUGAAGAAGUCUGCUGUUCAGAAAGCCCUAAAGUCAGGAAAGAAACUAAACAGCAAUCCCAACCCACUUGUUUUGCUGUCAGUUGGACAUAAGGCACAGGAAAGUAAGAUUCGAUACAAGACCAAUGAACCAGUGUGGGAGGAAAACUUCACUUUCUUUGUACACAAUCCCAAAAGACAGGAUCUUGAAGUUGAGGUGAGGGAUGAACAGCACCAGUGUUCUCUAGGGAACUUCAAACUGCCGCUAAGCCAGUUGCUGGAGAGUGAAGAUUUAACGAUGCAUCAGCGGUUCCAGUUGAGCAACUCCGGUCCAAACAGCACUAUAAACAUGAAGAUUGCACUCAGGGUCCUUUCUCUUGAAAAGCAAGCAAGAUCUCCAGAUCAUCAACACUCAGCACAAGUGAAAAGGCCGUCUGUUUCCAAAGAUGCAAGAAAAUCAUCUUUUAAGCCUCAGGUUCCUGUCUCACCACCACUCGAUUCAAGCAAACAUGCUCCAGCUUCCCCAGCGACAGACAGUGAUAAAAAGACUGAUGUGGCUGAAAAGAGCCAGCCUCCUAAUGCGAGUCCACAAUGGCCAACAGAUCUCAGCCGAAGUUCCUCCAGUCUUCAUGCCUCUAACUUCAAUUAUUCUCCCAGCCAUCUCUCAGUCAAAGAACCAACUCCUAGCAUAGCUUCAGACAUAUCUCUGCCCAUUGCCACACAGGAGCUCCGGCAAAGACUACGGCAACUGGAAAACGGAACAACUCUGGGGCAGUCUCCAUUAGGACAGAUACAGCUAACAAUUCGUCAUAGUUCACAAAGAAACAAAUUGAUUGUGGUGGUGCAUUCCUGCAGAAAUCUAAUUGCAUUUUCAGAAGAAGGAUCUGAUCCAUACGUUCGAAUGUAUUUAUUGCCUGAUAAGAGAAGAUCGGGAAGAAGAAAAACACAUGUAUCAAAGAAGACAUUAAACCCAGUGUUUGAUCAAAUAUUUGAUUUCAGUGUUUCCCUGCCUGAAGUACAGAGAAGAACACUAGAUGUAGCAGUGAAGAACAGCGGUGGUUUCUUGUCCAAAGACAAAGGGCUUCUUGGCAAAGUACUGAUACCUCUGGCAUCUGAAGAACUUGCUAAAGGCUGGACCCAGUGGUAUGAUUUAACAGAAGAUGGUACAAGACCACAUGGUGCGAGCUAGGCCCAUGGAUGCUGGCAAUUCCCCACACCUACUUAUGCCAAGCUUUAUAUAUUUUUAAAGCAUUGCUCUCACAGAUGCACCAAUAUUAUUUUUAUAGCUUUACCAAUUUAGUUGUUAGACACAUCCCCAAUAAUUUUAUAAUGCUCGGCCAUUUUAUGUAGACAUAUCCUUUCUCAUUGUUAAACUUUGUAUUUUAAUUUGCUCAACAAUUUUACGUGUUACUGUCAUGUGCAAUAAUACAGUAAUGUAACCUUUUGUGUUUAAAUUGAUCUUUAUGGCAGUUAUACCAAUUAGAAAGUGAAAAGACGUUCUGCUGUUUUCCUGCCUUGUUUUAUAUUUCACCAAGAUAUACUGUACUAUGUAAAUAUAUACUAUUUUUUUAUAAUUCUUUCAUGCUGGUUUGAAUUCAGAAGAAAAUUGGAUAAAGGAUAUAGAUAUUUUCUUGUAAAUGCAUGUUAUUUCUUCAAAUGAAUCUCUUUUGUCUUUGCAGCACAAUGGUCUUAAUGUUUAUCAUUUUGUGAUAGUCUUCAAAAACAAAGUGCAGAAAAAUGUUUUUACUUUAUCAUGCUUCUGGCCCAGCGUGGCAAAUUUAAAAUGUACAAAACAUUAACAUUUUAAUAUUUAUAUAUAAAUGUAUUAUUCAAAAACCAUGCUAUAGAAUAUUAUAAACAAAAAGGAAAAUUCUAUAAAUAUUGUAUAAAAAGAGGUCCAUGAAUCAGUUUAUAAAUUUGAGCUUUCAUGUAAUGGAGUAAACAUUACCAACAGUGGAGUUUUAUUAUACAGGUUCAUUGGGUUUUGUUAUUUAUUCCUGCACUCUACAGUACUAGACACACUGCAGACGUGAGAACAGGGCUUUGUCCGUAUUACGAGCAGAAUCUCUAGCUAUUCAGAACUGUCCUUGCUGCCUUGUUUCUCUGAUAAGGUAUACAAAUCAGCUUGCAUUGUAAGUUCGUAUAGUGGGCAUAUGUUAUAUGUUAAAAUAACAAAACAUGUUAUUUUUAUUAUACAGUGCUGUGCUAAAUAGUUAUGAUGCUGUACCUUCUCUAAUACUACAAUGGAACACCAGUAUGUGAGAAAGUGUGAAACUGAGUUGAAACUGUCUUUACAGUUGCCUCACUGCUACUUAAUGUGUUUGGUGCAUGGAGUGGUCCACACAGCUUUCUUGAGAAAUCAUGGCAUUGUGCUGAAGCAUUGCCAUAGCCUGCUGCAAGAUCAGCAGUGCACAGUUAGCACAACCUGAUGGAAGUAGACAGUUGGGAGUUGAAGGAAGAGUAUCAGCCUCAAGAGCUGAGCUCACAACUGUAGUUUUUAUGAAUUAAGGGGAACUUUUUUGUAACUAGAACUAGUUUUCUUGACUGUUAUAUUAAAAAAAAAAAGUGCAUUAUGAAUCCAAGAGAACAGUUCAGCUCUUUCAGAGCCAGCAGCCUCCUUCUUGGAUGAGUAUGCAAUUAGACAGACAAAGUAUGUUGCUUAGUUUAAGAUUCUAGAAUGUUCUCUCAACCAAGAAAGAAUUUUAAAGCAGAAUAAUAAACUCCUGAAAUUAGCUUUAUUGUAAAAGUACUGACAGAACCUUAAUUCUAGAUGUAGAAUAUGCCUACAUGACUAGAUGUACCAAAGUGCCUACCAUAGAUUUUUGUAGCUUUUUGUCAUUUUCCAGUUUAAGAGUUUGACUCAUUUCAGUUUGUCUGAAUUUGGUUUGAUAUGAACAUUUGUCAAAUGACAUACAUACAUCUCUGUGCAGUGAUGGCCUGCGUAUUGUCACAGUUUGAACAAGACAAUUUUAGUAAACAAGCCUGAUUGUAAGAAAACAUUUCUUUUUGAAGGCUUCACUCUAUAUCACAGUUGUAUGAGUGUCUCUAUAUAUGUAUACACUCAUCUGUUCAUAUUAGAUUCCCUUUGCUAGUUCUCCAUUAAAAUGUUGGGAAUGGAAAGACAGAGAAUGAUUGUUAAUGCAGUUGAAAUGCAGAAAGUGAAAGCUGCUGUAACUAAGAGAUGCACAUGCUGUCGUUCAGCACGGCUGUCUUUGCCUUGGUUCAGCCAGAGGUGGAUGGACUUUAGUUCUUGGCCAGGACUCACCAGUUUCAUCCCUAGCCUACAAAUAAGUCAUUAGACUGAUUUGGUGUUUCAAGGUGUAAGUGAGGUGUGAGGACAGAUGUUAGAUGUUUCUGCGCUUAAACAAAAAAGAGUGUGUAUUUUGUCUUCUGAAGUCUCCAGAGGAAAAGAUGCAGUGUUUGGGUAAAUGCGAGGUGAUAUCACAAAGUGAAGAAGUGAAUAAAUUAUAUAGGAUAGGUUUUCAAAAUAGCUCAGGACCCCACAUUAGGAAUAGGAUCUCAAGAGAAGUGCAGUUCCUAAUUAAGAAUCUAAGAUGGAUAUAUAUAUAUAUUUUUUUUGUAAUUUAACAACAGUAUUUUCAGUUGACAGGUAAUCAUUUGUGGAUGAUUUUUAUUUAGAAGUGUUUUCCCCUGUGAAUUUGGAUCAGAAUUUAACUGGCUGUUCUAGGUAGUGGAAUCAAACCUCUGUGUCAUAGUUACAAAGUUCUAAGUGUUCUGUUUGUGUGGAAGAAGAAAGGACAAACACUCUUCCUCUGGACAGAUAUUGCACCUCAUUAUCAAGUCGGUGUGUUUGGUAUCAGCUGAUCUCUGUUCAUGUAGUUCUUGUUUAUUCUGUGCCUUAAAAUAUGAACAUAUGAAGAAGUUUAAGAAGUGGCUAAAACUGAGCUUUGUUACCUGUAUGUACCAACAUGUUCUCUACUGCUGAAACUGUUUUUAGAAUAACUGCUUCACUGAUGAGAAAACCAGCUCUCUUUUACCACGGUGGCAUAACCCAAACUCAAAUCAGCAUGUAUAUCACAUGAGUUUGGAAUAAAAGAAUUUUAAUUUUGUCUUGAAUCCUUUAUCAGAGCUGCAGCUAAUGGUGAGAGUUGAAUGAGAACAAAGGGUAAUCAAUUUUGUACAGAUUGCCUUUUUUGCUCAUGUAAUUCUACAUUAUGAUGCAUGUAUUUAUUCAAUAAAUGGUUCAUAUGGAA